AUGAGUGUUGAACAGGAUAGCCAGCUGAAAGAAUAUGUUGAUCAAGAAGAAAACAGACAAAGAAAUUCGCUUACUUUAAUUGCAAGCGAAAAUUAUGUAUUUCCAGAAAUUUACAAAUACUCUGGAUCCCUUCUAACUAAUAAAUAUUCCGAAGGAAAGGUGGGUGCAAGAUACUACGGAGGAACAAAAUACAUUGAUGCAAUCGAAAGCCUAUGCCAAAAAAGAGCACUUGCCUUGUUUGGGCUUGAUCCCAACGAGUGGGGAGUCUGUGUGCAGCCAUACUCUGGGAGUGUGGCCAACUUCUCUGCUUACUCUGCUUUGAUAGGACCAGGCGGAAAGAUAAUGGGAAUGAAUCUGCCUGCAGGAGGGCAUCUAACACACGGGUUCCAGACAAAAACCCGAAAGGUAUCUGGAACAAGUCUUUACUUUGCAUCAUACCCGUACGAAGUAGAUGAGAAGGGGGUCUUAGACUACAGCAUCAUUGAGAAGCGAGUAAAUGAGAUCAACCCAGAGCUACUCAUCUGUGGGUACAGUGCACAUUCCCAGGAUAUAAACUAUCAAAAGCUGAGAAGCAUUGUAGGCAGCAAUGCCUUUUUAUAUGCAGACAUCUCGCACAUAUCUGCUCUAAUUGCCUGCGAUCUUAUGAACAGUCCGUUCGCACACUGUGAUGUCGUAAUGACAACCACACACAAGGGGCUAAGAGGGCCAAGAGGUGCAAUAAUUAUAUACAGAAAGAGUGUCACAAUCAAGGGCAAGGAGUACAAUCUUGAGCAAAGAAUGCACCAAGCAGUCUUCCCUUUAAUGCAGGGCGGCCCCCACAAUCAAACAAUUGCAGGUAUAGCACAUGCGAUGCACAUGGCAGCACAGCCUGAGUUUAAGAAAUAUGGAGAGCAGGUUCUUGCUAACUCCAAGGUAAUGUGCAAGUUCUUCCAGGAGAAGGGAUACAAUAUUAUUACAGGCUCAACUGUGAACCAUAUGAUCAUUAUUGACUUAGGAAAUAUGAACGUGGGAGGACAGGAGGUGGAGACCUUCUGUGAUGCCCUGGGGAUAAGCAUAAAUAAGAACAGUGUGCCGCGAGAUAAAGGCUCUCUAUUUACGCCAUCUGGUAUUCGUCUGGGAACAUACGCUCUUACAACCAGAGGGUUCAAGGAGGAUGAUAUAGUCUUUGUGGCAGGCAUGAUUGACUCUGUGAUUUCUCUUCUUAAGGAGACAGCAGAGGAAAGAAAGGGCUAUAAGACUCUGGAGGCAUGGAUGCAGGAGAAAAACAUUCUGCAGACAAGCAGCAUGCAAAGAAUCAUACAACAGGUGGCAUAUUUCACCCAAGUCUUCCAGAUCCCAGAAUAA
Molecule: messenger RNA, 1344 nt
Organism: Nematocida ausubeli
Lineage: Eukaryota; Fungi; Microsporidia
Product: serine hydroxymethyltransferase
Exons: 1
Coding region: 1-1344 (447 amino acids)
Biological process (GO): folic acid metabolic process; L-serine catabolic process; tetrahydrofolate interconversion
Cellular component (GO): cytoplasm
Molecular function (GO): serine binding; glycine hydroxymethyltransferase activity; zinc ion binding
Source: RefSeq, a predicted model, not a curated record